AUGGCUCCUGAAAAAGGCCCCAAGAUCGAGUCGAAAGAUGACCUGGAGAGUAAGAAAGAGAAGAAGUCGUCGUUCAGCGGCAAGAUCACCACUUUUGUGAAGACCGGUCUGAACAAGACCAAGCGGGAAGCCAUUGAAGCGCAACGCGACCUCAAGCAUUCGCUCGGCCUCGGCCACAAGCCAAAUACCAUUCCUCCUGGCAAAGCGGACAUCAACGGCGAGCCCCGCGAUAUCCAGCUAGGUUGGCAUCCCGUUGCUGGUGCCACAGGCAAAUGGUUCGCUGAGAAGACGAUCAUCGGCCGCGGGAUCAAGGAGCGGGUGGGCAAGUAUCCUGAUCCGACACAGCACUGGGCGGUCAUCGUUGGGGAGUAUGUGCAUCAGCUGUGGAUGGACGAAAACUUGGACGUCAUUUACUUCAAUGAGGCGUUCAAGCCUGAAGAAUGGACAGUCUUCGACGUCGGCAAGACGAGGUUCAACGAUCAGGCUCUGCGGAAAGCAAGUAUCAUGACGAUUCAUCUCAUGCGUGAGAAGAGGCCUGCGUACAACCUCAUAUCCAAUAACUGCCAGAAUUUCGCGGUAAACUUGUUGGAUAAGGUCCAGCUCGGAGCACACAAAGAGUUCGCCACUUCUCUUGCGGUAUACCAGAAAGCUACUGGAGACGGAGAGGUCAUGGAUCUCUGGGAGAAGCAUCCUCAGGAGCAAAUCGAGCAUGAUGCGCUGAAAGCUGACGAGGAGGAGCAACCAAAACCUAAACGGCAGGGAACGUUGCAGUUGGCACAGCAGGUGAUGGAUGAGAACACGACUGAGCUGGAUGACCAUCAUGAUUGA
Molecule: messenger RNA, 828 nt
Organism: Saxophila tyrrhenica
Lineage: Eukaryota; Fungi; Ascomycota; Dothideomycetes; Mycosphaerellales; Extremaceae
Exons: 5
Coding region: 1-828 (275 amino acids)
Source: RefSeq, a predicted model, not a curated record